Messenger RNA from Papaver somniferum (opium poppy), 1539 nucleotides. RefSeq names its product cytochrome P450 94A2-like. The record is from RefSeq and is a predicted model, not a curated record. The transcript has a single exon. Gene Ontology annotation, molecular function: monooxygenase activity; iron ion binding; oxidoreductase activity, acting on paired donors, with incorporation or reduction of molecular oxygen. NCBI's taxonomy places the organism in Eukaryota, Viridiplantae, Streptophyta, Magnoliopsida, Ranunculales, Papaveraceae. The coding region runs from base 1 to 1539 and encodes 512 amino acids.
AUGGUAGACCUUGGGAUUUUACUCUCAUGGUUUCCUUAUAUCUUCCUCUUUUUCUUCACCUUCCUCUUCUUCUUCGGUAAAACAAAUAAGUCCGCAUCAACUUCGACUUCUAUAUUACCAAAAUCAUACCCAUUAAUCGGUUCUUGUUUCACCAUUCUUGCGAACAGAUACCGACAUAAUCAAUGGGCAGCAGAGGUUCUUGCUGUAUGCCCAACAAACACCUACGUGCUUCGAUGCCCCGGUACUUGUAUGGUUUUCACUGCUUAUCCUGAAAAUGUUAAACACAUUGCCAAGUCUCAUUUCUCUAACUACCCAAAAGGUGCAGUCCUUAAAAACAUCCUCAGUGAUUUCUUUGGCAAUGGGAAUGUCAAUGCAGAUGGUGAUAGCUGGAAGUUUCAGAGACAAAUAUUAUUAAGUCAUGAAUUCAACCCCACAUCUCUUCGUAAGUUCUUCGAAGAAGUUGUUAAGGUCGAAAUAUUCAAAAGAUUGAUUCCUGUCCUCUCAAUGGCAGCUGAAAAUAAUUCUGAGCUUGAUCUUCAAGAUAUCUUCCAAAGAUUUGCUUUCGAUACUAUUUGCAAGAAAGCAUUUGGGUAUGAUCCGAGCUACCUUUCACCAUCCCGAGAAGAAACAGAAUUUGCAGCUGCAUUCGAAGAUGCUAACAGAAUAACGAGUGAACGUGUCGGUCAUGUUAUCCCUUUAGUUUGGAAACUUCAGCGAUUUCUCAACAUAGGAUCAGGAAAGAUACUUAAACAAGCAAUUGCAACAAUCCGGGAAUCUAUAAGAAAAAUUGUAAGGCAAAGGAAACAUGAAGUCAAGGAGAAAUCUUUCCUGGAGACUACUGAUGAUCUCAUAUCAAGGAUUGUUAAAGACCAUAAUGUAGAUGAAGAAUUGUUAAUUGAUAUUGCCAUAAAUUUCAUUGUAGGAGGCCUAGAUACCAUUUCAGCAGCCUUGACAUGGUUUUUCUGGUUGGUUUGUUCCAAUCCGGAAGUAGAGACAGAAAUACUAAAGGAGAUAAACCAAACAGCUGAAGAACCUGGCUAUGACGAUGUCAAGGACAUGGUUUACAUUCACGCGUCACUUUGUGAAACCAUGAGGUUGUACCCACCAGUGCCGGUCGAAAGUAAAGAAGCAGCAAGUGACGACAUUUUACCUGACGGAACGAUUAUAAAGAAGGGAAUGAUGGUCUUAUAUUCUUCUUAUGCGAUGGGUAGGAUGGAAAAUUUGUGGGGUUCGGAUUGUAAUGAAUUUAACCCAGGGAGAUGGUUAGAAAGGAAGAAUGUUACAGGAAAAUUAAGCUUCGUGGGCAAGGAUCCUUAUACGUAUCCGGUAUUUCACGCAGGUCCAAGGAUUUGCUUGGGUAAAGAGAUGGCUUUCCUAGAAAUGAAAAUAGUUGCAGCAGAAAUUUUACGCCGAUUUAAAGUGGUUCCAGCUGAAAACGGGGAUGAUUUUGCACCUGUGUUUGUUUCGUAUGUGACGGCGAAAAUGAAAGACGGCUUCCCUGUAAAGCUUGAAAAAAGGACCACAAAAUUCUCUCGUUAA